GUCCUGGGGCAAACAUCGUGUCCUAAGGCGAUGGAAAACUACGUGGCGUCGAUGGUGCUGAGCGCGGUGGGUGACACGCUGGGCUACCGCAACGGGCGGUGGGAGUUCCUGCAGAGCGGCCCCGCCAUCCACCGGGAGCUGGCCGAGAUGGGGGGGCUCGGCAACUUCAGCAUCCGGGGAUGGAGGGUCAGCGAUGAUACGGUCAUGCACUUGGCCACGGCCGAAGCCCUGGUCGCUGCUGGGAAGAACCCAAGUUUAGCGCAUCUCUACUCCCUGAUUGCAAAGAACUACAAGGAGUGCAUGGACGACAUGGACGGCCGAGCUCCAGACCAGUACCCUCCUCAGGUGCUGCCGCGGGCGAAAGCCUACGUGCGGGACACCGGCUUCUUCGUGGAGGAGAACAUGGGGCAAUGGUGA
This is a messenger RNA of Opisthocomus hoazin, 417 nucleotides long. The record is from RefSeq and is a predicted model, not a curated record. NCBI's taxonomy places the organism in Eukaryota, Metazoa, Chordata, Aves, Opisthocomiformes, Opisthocomidae.